Messenger RNA from Parastagonospora nodorum SN15, 1221 nucleotides. RefSeq lists its product as hypothetical. Gene Ontology annotation, molecular function: transmembrane transporter activity. The coding region runs from base 1 to 1221 and encodes 406 amino acids. Gene Ontology annotation, biological process: transmembrane transport. NCBI's taxonomy places the organism in Eukaryota, Fungi, Ascomycota, Dothideomycetes, Pleosporales, Phaeosphaeriaceae. The record is from RefSeq and is a predicted model, not a curated record. The transcript has 3 exons.
AUGGCUUCAUUUUCACCAACAUCCGGCGAAUAUUUCGAGAAGCUGAGGCGUGCAUCGCGUCGCUUCACAACCCUUGAAGGAUGGCACGAGAUUGGAGAGGGUUUCUACGGCUUAGGGCAAAGAAGUCGCAUCUUGAGCUUCGCAAACCAGUUCGACCCCGAGCUGUACGAUGAGGAACGGACCUCUGACGUUGCCCUUAGUGUAUCAGAGGCACGUAACAGUCGCGCACAUAGUAACGCACUCGGAGAUAAUCAGAUUCCUACCAGAGCUAGAGAAUCCAUCAUAUCAGAGAAACCCUAUCAUAUUUUUACCCGAAGGCAGAGGUGGUCGGUCGUGAUUAUGAUCGGUGUAGCAGGACUCUUCUCUGGCCUGAGUUCCAAUAUUUACUUUCCAGCAGUAGAAGAUAUUGCCAAAGCUAACGCGGAGAAGGAUCUUGGAGUUAGCAUCCAGGAGGUUAAUCUGACGAUCACAUCAUACCUCGUCAUCCAAGGCAUAUCACCGCUUUUCUGGGGUGCGCUGUCUGAUAUCCUCGGCCGAAGACCGAUCUAUAUCUGUUCGUUUUUAGUGUACAUCACUGCGAACACGGCCCUUAGCUUUUCUCCAAACUUCACUGUCCUCUUACUAUUCAGAGGUCUUCAAGCAGCCGGAUCCGCUUCGACAGUCAGCAUCGGGAACGGAGUUAUCCAGGACAUUACUGCACCUUCAGAGCGAGGCGGCUUUAUCAGCUUCUACCAAGCUAUCCGGAACUUCAGUAUAGCGGCAGGACCUGUUCUCGGCGGUGUGCUCGCGAACUUCCUCGGCUUCAGGUCCAUCUUCGUAUUCUUGCUCAUUCUCUCAGGAAUCACAAUCAUUUCCAUCAUCGCCUUUCUCCCAGAGACGUUGCGCAGCAUAGCAGGAAAUGGUUCGAUUCGCCUUACGGGCAUCCAUCAACCGCUUAUACGCAGACUCCGAAAGGAACCUGGAUAUCUCCAGGAUCGCGAUCAUUCAUAUCGGCGGACUCAGAUCACACUUAAAACCUUCCUUGAACCGCUUUCGUUGCUCAGACAGAAAGAGAUCUUGUUGAAUUUACUCUUCGGGGGGGUCGUUUAUGCAGUUUGGAGUAUGGUGACGAGCUCUACAACUACGCUCUUCAAACAGGCUUUCGGGCUGAAUGAAGUGAUGCUAGGGCUAGCGUUUAUUCCCAACGUUCCUACGCGCAAGUCGAAGGGGCAUAUCGUAUAG